AUGUUUGUGGCAUGGCAGAAGGAAAAACCCCAUGUCAUCACUGACCAUUCAGCUUCAGGUCUGAAUGACGGUAUCCCAAGAACCGAAGCGAAAGUGCACUAUGACGACAUGCGCAUCUUUGGACAGAUCUUGUUUAAUGCUCGAUGCCAGCAUCAUGGGCAAAGACUUGUCAUGUGGAAGUCUGAUAUCGCCUCAGCUUUCUUGAACCUCCCUGCCCAUCCUUUAUGGCAACUCCGACAAAUAGUUGUGGUUGACGGAAAGUUUUACAUUGUUUGGCGACUCGUUUUCGGAAACCGAGCCUCUCCACGCAUUUUUUGCUCAUUGUCAGGGUUACUCUGCUGGAUUGCAGUUAAGAAGCUUGGCAUUGAAGGACUUCUCGUCUACAUGGAUGACUUUUACGGUUGGGAUUUCGCCGACAACCUCAUCAAAUUUCAUGGUCGUCGCCGCCCCUGUUGGCAGGUUCUAUUGCUCACAUUCUGGGAAGCUAUCGGAUGCCCGUAUGAGGACAGGAAGCAAGAGGAUGGUGAUUGUCUAAAAAUCAUUGGUUUCUGGGUUGAUCCCAAUCGUGGUAGCAUCUCACUUCCCCCUGAUUCCGUUGACACCAUUGUGACGCACAUUACCUCCUUCCUCACUCAUCCCAAAUGUUCACCUAUUCUCUGUGAUUGGCAGCGGCUUGAGCUGACAUGGUUGGCAGGUGUCAUUCGCCAUGCUAUUGGUGUUCGCUUCGUGGAUAGUCUCAACUGGAUGGACAACAAGGCUGACAUUGUUCUCUGGACGGAUGCAAGUCUCCGUCUUGCCUUGAGCUUUUACUAUAGUGGUAAUGGGUUUGUGUACCAACUCCGGCCACCUCCUCCUGGUACUGCCAUUGACAUCUUCUUCCUUGAGCUGAUCGCCAUUAUGUCAGCCAUCUUCCACGUUGCGUCUUUUAAAUCUCCACCACGUCGCAUUCUUCUGUUUACUGACAGUUUGGAUGCAGUUGGACUGCUCAACUCGCUUGCGGCAUCUGAAGAUCAGCACAAUGCACCCCUCUUAGGUAUCACAUAG
Cyclocybe aegerita is the source of this 1044-nucleotide messenger RNA. The record is from the annotation of a GenBank genome assembly. NCBI's taxonomy places the organism in Eukaryota, Fungi, Basidiomycota, Agaricomycetes, Agaricales, Hemipholiotaceae.